Molecule: messenger RNA, 2439 nt
Organism: Capsaspora owczarzaki ATCC 30864
Lineage: Eukaryota; Filasterea; Ministeriida; Capsasporidae
Exons: 4
Coding region: 1-2439 (812 amino acids)
Cellular component (GO): mitochondrial outer membrane
Source: RefSeq, a predicted model, not a curated record
AUGAGCGAUGCCAUUGAAGCGCGUUCGCGGCGCAUGCUCAAGCACAUCACAGCGCUGCAGUCGAUCGGACUAGCACGCGCCGCAGCCCAUCACAUUGCCACAGUGCACCAUGCUCACCGUGAUGCUGCUGCUGCUGAUGCGGCUGAUGCUCUCUCAGCGCCCAAGUCGUCCACGUCCACGUCCUCGUCCUCCUCGUCGCCCUCCGUCACAGCUCACCCAGCUCAGCCAGUUGCGCAGGGUGCUGCUGCCCAUCGUCGUCCUGUUGCUGCUGCUGGGUCUGCCGUCUCGUCGGCGUUGACGUCCUUGUCCGAGUCGCUCACGUCGCUCACGUCGCUCACGUCGAUUGUGCGCGCAAUCGUCCAGCAUGGAAGCACGCUGUCCAACGCAGGGGCGUCCUCCUCCUCAGGCUCAUCGUCAGCGUUGCCGUCUGGUUUAUCGUCGUCAUUGGCGUCUGGCUCAUCGUCCGAGUCGGAGGCGCACCACGUCGAGGCAGCCUCGCUCAAGACACUGCCGUCAUCGCCGGGAUCGUUCGCGCCGUCACUCUGGCUGCAAGCAUCGUCAUCCUCAUUGCCAGGGCCGUCAUCGUCGUUGGCCUCAGCAUCUUCCACGUUGCCGCCGUCCGCUUCGUCCUCGUCCACCUCGUCCCCUGCCGGCACGGCGACCAUCCCAUCGCCAAGUGACCUCGAUGCGGUUGGCGAUUCUCCACAGCUACAACGGCUGAUUGAGGCUGUUGCUCGAUUGUCUGCGCCGAACGCGGGAUCUGCCGAGGACGACCAGAUUGCUUCCAACGCUUCCGUUCAAGCGGUGAUUGAGCUCCUCACCGCUUCGAUCGACGCCAACGCGCCCUGUCUCACCCAGCGCGUCAUCGGACCCAUGCCACUCAAUCAAAGCCACGACGACGUGCAGGACAUGCGGUUGCGCAUCACCAUCUUGCUCGCCGCAGCAAAGACGUGCACGCUGCUCUGGGAGUCCAUUUUCAAGAGCGCCCUCGCAUUCACCCUGCCCCUCGAGCGCCAUGUCGACUACUGGAAUGACAAGCAGGCAAACCCCUGGUUUUAUUACGCCCAAGUGCUUCCUGCCACGAUUUUUGGCUUUGGUCGCACGUUGCGGCGCAACUGGACGUUUGCGCGGAUUGUGCACGAGCUGCUGUUGUCCCCAUUCUACAAGCUUCACCAACACCAUGCCGUCAUUCACCAAACGAAGCGAGAGCACAUUGUGCUUUUGGGCCGUCUGUCCCAAUGGCGACGCGCUCUCAAAUCGAGCGAAUGGGAAGCAGCCGGUAGCCUCGAUCACGAGACUCGUUCUGCUCCCGAAAGCAGCCCACACCAGCGUGCAUUCUCGCAGGAGCAGCGCGCCUUGUGCACACUGCUCGGUCGCUUCUGCACGGACUUUGCAGCCCUUCUCACGGAUGCGCUGACGGACGGACAUACAGAACAGCGACAAAAGGCCGCUGACAUGACAUACGGCGAUUUGGUGGAUGCCAUCAUCAACCUGCCAAAGCUCGCUGAAGGGUACCGCGCGCGAGCGCAUGCCACACUGGUGACACACGGGAUGCCCAGCGUGCUUCUGCGCUAUUGGAUUCCCACCGCAGUUGGCACCGUGGCCGCUUUUGCGGGGAUGCGCACGUGGCACGCGCGGCGAGAAGACUUCUUCCGCUGGGCUUUGGAGGCGAAAGAAACGGCCGUCCGCUUUGCCACUGACUGGUUGUGGCGGCCAGUCCAGCGCAUCUACGAAACGGUGCGCUACGACGAAAACCAGAUGGCCUUGAUUAGCACCAAGUCGCUGCAAAACGACCUCGACUCGCUCGAGCGCAUGGUGCAAGAUUUCGCUGCAGACCAGUUGCUCAUCGACCAAGAAGCGCUCAGUCGGCUUGGUCAAAACGCCCGUGAAGGCGAUCUCUCGGUUGUCAUGCGGGAGUAUGAAAACAACAUCCGAACGCCGUACAAGAGUCUCGUUUUUGGAAAUCUGGUCCGCACGGCCCUCAUCCAGGUGCAACGGACCAAGGUGGAUUUAGAAACAGCAAUGACGUCGAUCGACAAGCUCAUGAAGUCGAACGAGUUGAACUUUCAAGUGCUCACGGCCGUCCCAACAUUUGCGCUUGUGCGACUCGGCUACAUCAAAAUCAAAAAUUCCCUCCUGCGCCGCGCAGGGCUUCCCCGUCGCUUUGUCAACAAGGAGAUUCGCAAACACCUUCGGCAAGUGGAAAUCCACCUCAACCGCAGCAACAUGCCAGAUGGCGUGAUUCCGUUUGAAGACGAGGGCAGUAUUAUCGUCUCGUUGCAUCUGUUGCACUCGUGGGCAGAUGAAAUCAACUCGCCAGAGUUUGCCGCGGAUCUGCGCGAAAUUGAAUCAUUCGACGAGCAGCAAGUUGGCCAGCGCAUGGCUGUGGUCAACCGGAUGUACCGCACGCAUGCAUUCCUUCUACCCAGCUCCCUCUGA